AUGCAUCACGCACGCACAUCGGCGUUCGCGCUCCUCAUCUCCCGCGAUACCGUAGCGACGAUGAUAGCGGGAUUAGCGGCUCUCCCUCGGCACGUUCCGGAGAUCCUCGGCCUGUUUCGCCCCACUCUACGUGAUCACGCCAGCUCUACGAGAGCGAGUGAGACCGCGUCGCCCUCUCUCGCCCCCCACAACGAACCGCCGCUCGGCGUGGCUCGUCUCCGCCCGCUCGGCCAGUCUGUUUCAAGCCUCGCGUGGAUACUCUCGCACUUUUGUGCUCCGAAGCGGGCACCGCGCCUCCACGCUGCCUUUGUGACUGGAUGCAACAGUGUUGGUUACAGUGAUAGUGCUGUGUGGCUACCGGGCCUGCGUCUUCGCUGCACGGAGUUUAUUGGCGUCUUCCUCAGAAAGCCGAGACGGCGGCCG
This is a messenger RNA of Iphiclides podalirius (scarce swallowtail), 423 nucleotides long. The record is from the annotation of a GenBank genome assembly. NCBI's taxonomy places the organism in Eukaryota, Metazoa, Arthropoda, Insecta, Lepidoptera, Papilionidae.